CGCUCUCCCCUGUCCCCUGCUAUGGGCAGGGCCUGGCUGGGGUAUAAAUAGGUCAGACCUCUGGGCCGUCCCCAUUCUUCCCUUCUCUACAACCCUCUCUCCUCAGUGCUUCUUCUUUCUUGGUUUGAUCCUGACUGCUGUCAUGGCGUGCCCUCUGGAGAAGGCCCUGGAUGUGAUGGUGUCCACCUUCCACAAGUACUCAGGCAAAGAGGGUGACAAGUUCAAGCUCAACAAGUCAGAGCUAAAGGAGCUGCUGACCCGGGAGCUGCCCAGCUUCUUGGGGAAAAGGACAGAUGAAGCUGCUUUCCAGAAGCUGAUGAGCAACUUGGACAGCAACAGGGACAACGAGGUGGACUUCCAAGAGUACUGUGUCUUCCUGUCCUGCAUCGCCAUGAUGUGUAACGAAUUCUUUGAAGGCUUCCCAGAUAAGCAGCCCAGGAAGAAAUGAAAGCUCCUCUGAUGUGGUUGGGGGGUCUGCAAGCUGGGGCCUUCACUGUCGCCAGUGGGCACAGUGCCCCACCCUGGCUCCUUCAGACACGUGCUUGAUGCUGAGCAAGUUCAAUAAAGAUUCUUGGAAGUUUUGA
Nomascus leucogenys (northern white-cheeked gibbon) is the source of this 584-nucleotide messenger RNA. It is a transcript of the gene S100A4, whose product is annotated as S100 calcium binding protein A4. The record is from RefSeq and is a predicted model, not a curated record. Gene Ontology annotation, molecular function: RAGE receptor binding; transition metal ion binding; calcium ion binding. Gene Ontology annotation, biological process: positive regulation of canonical NF-kappaB signal transduction. Lineage: Eukaryota; Metazoa; Chordata; Mammalia; Primates; Hylobatidae. Gene Ontology annotation, cellular component: nucleus; perinuclear region of cytoplasm; cytoplasm.